Messenger RNA from Anopheles moucheti, 2044 nucleotides. It is a transcript of the gene FoxP, whose product is annotated as forkhead box protein P1-B. Bases 14 to 1453 code for a protein of 479 amino acids. Gene Ontology annotation, biological process: regulation of transcription by RNA polymerase II. Lineage: Eukaryota; Metazoa; Arthropoda; Insecta; Diptera; Culicidae. Gene Ontology annotation, molecular function: DNA-binding transcription factor activity, RNA polymerase II-specific; RNA polymerase II cis-regulatory region sequence-specific DNA binding. The transcript is spliced from 5 exons. The record is from RefSeq and is a predicted model, not a curated record. Gene Ontology annotation, cellular component: nucleus.
AACUCAACUAUCAAUGAUGAAACAAUUAAGCAACGAAACUUUGGCUAAUACCAUGUGGCUAAUCUUCUACAAAUAUUUCUCUUUCUUCUCCUCCCUCCUGCGUCUUCCUCCAAUUGCAGACGAACCAGGUAAUGGGUCGUCUUCUUCCCGGGCCGGUUCCACCUCUAUCCAUCCACUAUUCGGUGGUGGUGCGUGCCGCUGGCCCGGUUGUGAGCGAGUGUUCGACGAGUUCGAAGACUUCUACAACCAUCUGCAUUCCGACCACAUCAACGGUGACUACUCGGCCGCCCAGGCACGCAUCCAGAUGGAGGUCGUCUGUCAGCUACAUCUGCAGCUGCAAAAGGAGCGUGACCGGCUCCAGGCAAUGAUACUGCAUCUGAACAAGAAGAACGAGAUGCUCCGCACACCGGCCGCCCUGUUCGGUGGUUCAUUUUUGUCGCAGCUGCCCACGAUACCACCGCUACCAUCGGCCGCCCCAUCCCAGGCCAACACGGUGCCACCCGCCGUGACGGGUCCGUUCGAUCUGAUCGCUGGUUUGCGCUUCCCGGCCGAGCUGGCCGCCGAUAUGGUGCAGGGUGCGUUCGGGGCCCGACUUCCCCACCAGCACGUUGGUGUGGGAUCUGCCGUCGGAUCGGCACACCAUCUCCACCAUCACCAUGGUACGCAGCAGCAGCAACAGCAACAAUCGUCACUACAUUCGCUUUCACCACCUGUGACGGGUGCGCACGGAACGGGACCGAUGACCGCAUCCGGGCAAGGUGCUACAGGGAAAGGUUCCAAAGGCGGAGGAGCUGUACGGCCGAAGUACUUUUCCCCGCAGGAUAGCGAUGAGCUUAACUACCCAGAUGUACAGGACGAUGUGCACAAGAAUAGGGAGUUCUAUCGCAGCCAUGACGUACGUCCACCGUUUACGUAUGCGUCACUCAUACGCCAGGCCAUCAUCGAGUCGCCCGAGAAGCAACUCACGCUGAACGAAAUCUACAACUGGUUCCAGAACACGUUCUGCUACUUCCGGCGGAAUGCGGCUACCUGGAAGAACGCCGUACGGCACAACCUGUCGCUGCACAAGUGUUUCAUGCGGGUGGAAAACAUAAAGGGCGCCGUAUGGACGGUGAACGAGGCGGAGUUCUGUAAGCGUCGGCCCCAAAAGCUCGGCAUCAUGCAGUUUAAGUUCCAGCAGCAGCAACAGCAGCAGCAGCAACAUCAUCAUCAUCCGGCCACUUCACUAGCUGGGGCCGGUUCCGGUUCUGGACAUCAGGGCAAGAAGAAGCAACAGUCACCUGCAGUGUCGUUACCAUCAGCGGCGUCACCCCAGCAUACGGCACCGAACCAUACGCUGCCGGGAUCUCCUGCACGGGCCGGCGGCACCUCGAUCGGUGCAGCCAUUGCGGCCAGUGUUGCCAACACGCUCAAACCACCGCCACCACCAUUCUUCUACAAACGGUUCGUUUAAAGUGUCUUACACACUAAUGCCAUUCUUUCAUCUUGUCCCCAACCUCCAAUUUCCCACUAGCCUCUCGCGAGAUGAGGUAAACCUCAGAGUAGUUUUGUUUGCUAUUCGAGGCCGAUACUGCCCGUAUGACAAUGACCUGCUGGCGCAAGAUGUCUGCUUUUUGCCACUAACCUACGAGGCUUACUAACCGCCAUCAUUGUGUGUACUCUACAUCACGGUGCCAUUGCGGUUCGUGUCUCGGGUGUGCGGAUGCGGACGUUCUCUUUCCUUGAACAACUUCAAACCAACGGACUGCUUUGCUGUGUAGUAGAACAAUGAACUUCUGCCAUUCACAUUGGGCCCCCUCUCCGCAGUGUUUAGAGCGGGGUCCAUACGGGUCGGAGAGUUCAUGUGUUGGUUUUCUCCUGUUCCGUUCCUUUCUAUGCACCCACAAUACGCACGUUAUACGAACACACACAGAACGCAAUACGAACCAACCUGUCACUGCACAAGUGCUUCGUGCGGUACGAGGACGAUUUCGGCUCGUUCUGGAUGGUGGACGAUCACGAGUUUCUCAAGCGGCGUCAUCUCUCCCGAGGCCGUCCGCGGAAG